Molecule: messenger RNA, 3089 nt
Organism: Branchiostoma belcheri (Belcher's lancelet)
Lineage: Eukaryota; Metazoa; Chordata; Leptocardii; Amphioxiformes; Branchiostomatidae
Product: histidine N-acetyltransferase-like
Exons: 3
Coding region: 344-1324 (326 amino acids)
Molecular function (GO): acyltransferase activity, transferring groups other than amino-acyl groups
Source: RefSeq, a predicted model, not a curated record
CAAACAGCAACAUUUAACCCCUGACCUGAAACCCACGUGACAUCACUCAGCCUUUGUUCUGCGUUAGGUCAAGGACGCCAAGGUUGUAUGAAAGUUCACUGAUCACGAGACUGCAACAUAUAGUGACAGGCUCUACGGCAUUUUAUUUCGUCAAAAGGGAGCUGUCCAGAGCUUGUGCCACUCUCCACUGUUAGGGUUUGGACUGAGAGUAGAUCACGUAGAUCAGAGAGUUUUUUAACAGGUUAAUCACCAGCAGGGCAGGGCUGUCUCACCGGGACAAACAAAUUAAAACUACAAGUAGUAGUGCAACCGGUGCGGUAUGCCCCCCUCCCCCUUUUAGAAAAUGGCAAAACAGGAUCAGAAUCUGACCUUUCGUCUAGCUUCGCACGAAGAUUACGACGCUGUAAUACGCAUGUCCUACGACAUCUACGGCGACACAGACUACCUGCCUGCGUUCUUCCACUCCUUCAUUGAUGAUCCCAACACCUGGGUUUUCCUUGCGACGGUGGGGAAACAAGUGAUAGCACUGGUGAUUGCAACAAUCACGGAAGGAGGCCUGGCCUAUUUCAGCACGUCAGGAAGAGUUGCCCCGGCCUGGAGAAGCAGGGACAUCAUCCGGAAGGUAGUCCAGUACCAAGACGAGUGGAUCCGACAGAACCGCCCGACAGCCAGGUAUAAACGGGUCACGACAACCCACCCCAUCGCGUUAAAGCACGCGGCAAAAUACGGCAUGCGGGAGGUUUUCAGCAUGCCGUACGUGGAGUACAAGGGCGGACCGAACCUGUGGUGGCGUCAUGACCCUGCACAGCUGGCUCAACUGGACAUAACCUGCUUACCGGACGUCGUGCCUCUACAGGGCACAGACGACGACUUCUGUGCAGCUGUACAGAAGUGGCUUCCCGCUGAGGCUUGUGGUGGCUACGACGGCAAACCCGUCAUAUUAGUUGACUGGGACCCCUACACCCUAUGUCACGCUAACUUACAUCUUCUCCAGGCAGAAAACAAAAUCUACAUGUUGAAACACAAAGGGGAAGCAAGUUUGAGUUUCUCUAACACUUAUCCCACAGCAGCAGUGAGAAUGAUGUCCAUUCAAAUCUAUGCUAUGAAUUUCUCUACCCUACUCAAGCACCUGCUGAAACACUUACAAGAUGUAAGUCGAAGCUACAAAAACGACGACUUUCAUCUGAGUGCUUUUGUUGGUCUUGCAGAACUUGAGGGUUCAGUCCACGUGUUCUGUAAAGACACGUUGCAGAUGGAAAACCAAUUGGAUACAGAGGGUCGAGUUAUCAUGUGGGAAAGUGACAUGUUAGCUAGCCAUUUGUAAGAUGAGAAGACAUUAGCACCCCCCGUCAAAGUUGAAUGAUAUAAAGACUUGAAUUGACUAAAUGUAUCCUUUCGUUAACACACAGGUCAGCUUCGCAGAUAUUUGUUACCAUUAAUUCAUUUUCAAUCAUUGUAAUUUUUUAGUAGUGAAACCUUGUGUCAGGCAUUUGCUGUUUCCUAUGAUUUCAGAGCUGAGUGGCUGCAGUACAUUUUAUCACCGCAUAAGGCAGUGCCGUUAAAAUUCUUAACGUAUCCAGAACUAUUCUCCAAGCAGAUUCAUUCCGAGGGUUACUAGGGAACGAUUAAAUUGGCCACCCGAGUUACAAUUUGCCCCAUUAGAUGGCGUCUUGGAUACUGCCAGGCCACUUUCAUACUGCGUUGCCAAUUUAACACUCUAAUUUGUAGCCACCAAAAGAUCUGCUGCACAAAGCCUUUUUGUUUGUCAUAACAGGCUGUCCUGAUAACCGUACUUUGUUAGAUUUGCGUCAUAGCUGAAUUUACUCAUAACAACAGGAACAAAGAGAUCUCCUCUGCUAGGAUUUCAUAACGAUUGGAGCUUAGCAGAUAAUUCUCCUUGAUGUUGUUUGAAAUUUGAAAUUGCUUUAGUCACAGUGUGUUUCACAGCAUAAACCUUUUUCAACUCUUAUGUUUUGAACUUUCUCGAUUUGUACGUUCUUUAGUGCAUCUGUUUUUUUUUUCUUUUUUAUGUGUACUUUGUGUACUUUCUAUCCACAUACAAGAAGCCCCGAUCCUUGACUAUCGGGCCAUUAUCAUAUAGCCAGUCGACCAAUCAGAAGUCCUCAUUUCAUAUUGGUUAUGACGUCAUACAUCACGUUUGGUGAAGACUGACCUCACGAGAGCAAGUCGGCAGGACGUACUGUACCUCCACGAAACCCCUAUUUUUCACUUUGUCGCUGGAUUUUUUGUCAAUUUUUCCUGUUGCAGAUGAUACAUUCCUCAAGCUAGCCGACAUGAAUCCCCUCUACUAUAUACUACAGUCGAGAUGUACCUUAUAUACGCGAGUACGACCUUUAUGCGACGUUCUGCCAAAGUGCUGUACACAAUACAUUACCGGUUUCGCGCAAGUGCAGUACGUUCUGCUGACUUAUCGGUAAGGCAUUUUUCAUAGAAAUGCAACUUAACAUUAUGACACACUAUUUCAAGUUGAAUUCGAUACAAAGUACAGUAAUAGCACGUGAUCGAUGUUGGCCGGUAGCGUACUGAACAAUAAACCAGUAAUUGCUGCUUACCCAUGUGGGCCCUGUCAUGUUACAAGGGCACAUUUGUAUGUUGGCAGGACCCCAACAUUCCAAUCAGGGUUGUUCCUUAUUUAUGCCUUACAAAUACAUAGCUUUGUGGACAGACACACUGUCACUCCGACUUACUGCUGCGGGACUGAGUGACUUAGUGAGUGAGUGAGUGAGUGAGUGAGUGAGUGAGUGAGUGAGUGAGUGAGUGAGUGAGUGAGUGAGUGAGUGAGUGAGUGAGAGUGAGUGAGUGAGUGAGUGAGCGAGCGAGUGACUGAGUGACUGACUGACUGACUGACUGACUGGCUGAAUGACUGACUGAAAGUGAAAUACAGAGUUAAUGACCUAUUAGAUUUAUCCUGGAAGUUUCCCUAUAAAGUAAGAGACGCUGCUCUAAAAUGUCAGUCCCAAUAACAGUAGGACAGAACCCCCUCCUACUGACCUUUUGAAACCUGUACUAGUGACCACCACAGAAUAAGGUCCGUCUGGCUAUCGUGGCCACUUUUCGGUGAUCCCUUA